Messenger RNA from Oppia nitens, 1371 nucleotides. RefSeq lists its product as uncharacterized. The record is from RefSeq and is a predicted model, not a curated record. Lineage: Eukaryota; Metazoa; Arthropoda; Arachnida; Sarcoptiformes; Oppiidae. The coding region runs from base 112 to 1248 and encodes 378 amino acids. The transcript has 4 exons.
UCUGAUUGUCAAAGUGUUGACAAAGUGUUGACAAAGUGUUGACAAAGUGUUGACAAAGUGUUGACAAUAAACUAGACAUUAAAGACACUGAAGAAACUUAAGAGUUGACAAAUGUCAAGACAUGAGAGCAUCGGUGGUGCAGACAAUCGUCGGAACAAAUGUUUGUCUUUUUCUUUGGACUCAUUAGGUCUGAUCUAUAGAUGUUUGGAUACAAUCAUACUAUUAGUGGUGUUGUCGUAUCAGAACUACUCUCUCAGCUAUUGUUUAACUCUUCAUAACAAAGACAACAAUCUCUGGUUUUUCUACUUUUUGGUCGACUUUAUUGUUAUAUUUCUCUUCAUUUAUGGAUCAAUUGUUGCAAUUCGUUAUUAUCGUAAAUAUCAUGUCUUUAAGCGAUCAAAUAUUGGCGACUCUUCUGCGGAACAAACAAGACUGGAAGUCAUUGACAACAAUGUUAAGAGUGUCUCACAAAACAAUAAACAUUUUAAUAUAAGAUUUCCCAAAGUAUUGGGAAAACUGCCACUUCUUUGGAUUUGUUGGAUUUUGUACACUGUUUUGAUUUCUACCAAAAUAUUUAUAUUACAUCUUCAGAAUAUUGCACCGAAUUUGUAUAUGAAGUCCAUUAAUAAGGAGAAGAAUGUCGAGGAUUUCCAUCCGUUUACUAUUCAUAUAAGUUUAGCGGCGAUGACUGUUGUCUUCUUCUGUUGGAUUGAAAUUCAUCGCAAUUAUCGCAGCAAUAAAUCCAAAGAGUGUAUCAAAGAACUGACAACAUUAGCUGUGUUUGAAAUUUUUGAUUCCAUUGAUUUGUUAGACCUAUUACUUCCAGACAGUAAAGAGUUUAAUUUAGACAAUCAGUGGAUCUCAUCGUUUGUGGUAUUGUUGGCGACAAUCAAUCUUUUGUUGCCAACCAUUGGUUUAUUUCAAUUAAGUAAGAGUGGGAUGUAUUCCCAUAGUGUUAGUCUUCGUAUUGAUAUUUUACAUAAUUUCUUGCGAAUGCUUUUUGUGAACAUACCUUAUAUGAUAUUAAGAAUAAUUUUCUGGAUCUCAAUCAAGAAAGAAAUCUCAAUAUUUUUGCUGAAGAAUGCAUUGUUUGUAUUUAUCGGCAUUCGUCAUAUCAUAUCGGAAAUCCAUGAAUUGAAAACUACUCAAAAUACGGAUAAAUCAACAAUUGAAUUGUCUUUAAAUGUGGUUUCGGAUAAUACUAAAAGUGGAGAACAAAACAUUAAAGAUAAUCAAAUUGAUGAAUAAUAUACCAUAAAAAUCAUUUUAUUACUCUAUAAUUACUAAAUUUAUCCAAAGAACUGCCAAAGAGUAACACAUUUUUCAAAAAAUCUAUAAAAGUGUCAAAUAUUGCAAAUUUUUAGUACCGGU